Messenger RNA from Anopheles coustani, 1042 nucleotides. RefSeq lists its product as uncharacterized. Gene Ontology annotation, molecular function: inositol monophosphate 1-phosphatase activity. The record is from RefSeq and is a predicted model, not a curated record. The transcript has 2 exons. Gene Ontology annotation, biological process: phosphatidylinositol phosphate biosynthetic process; signal transduction; inositol metabolic process. Lineage: Eukaryota; Metazoa; Arthropoda; Insecta; Diptera; Culicidae. The coding region runs from base 43 to 891 and encodes 282 amino acids.
ACUAAGCGUCCCACUUUACCAAGUAACUAAAGUACACCUAACAUGAGCAACGAUGGUGAAAUACUGGAGGCCUUCGAGCUGGCAGUCAAAUUAGUAAAGCAGUGCAACGAAAUUGUACUGGAAGGCUAUCGGACCGCCUCCAAGCGCGUCGACGUAAAAGGCAAACAUUGGGAUUUGGUGACCGAAUACGACCAACGGGUGGAAGACGUUCUGCUAGCCGGCAUAAGGGCCCGGUUUCCGCAUCAUAAGUUUUGUGCGGAGGAAUCCUCGGCAGCAUCCGGAGAAAAGUUGACACUCGGUUCGGAACCUACUUGGAUCAUCGAUCCUAUCGACGGUACGGUUAACUUCGUUCGGGGGAUACAAUUUACUUGCAUCUCGAUUGCGUUGGCUGUGGACGGUCAGCUUGUAAUCGGUAUCAUCUCCAAUCCUUCGAAUAAUGAGCUUUACACUGCCAUUAAAGGCCAGGGAGCAUUCCUUAAUGGAGCACCAAUAAAGGCCCGUACAACCGAACUGCUGAAAGACGCCCUGGUAGGUCAUGAAUUUUCCAUUGGCAGCUACCAACCUAUACGGGCGGCUUUGUUCGAGCGCGGAAAACGAUUCAUUGAAAAAUGCCUGGGACUAAGAGCAUUUGGUUCGGCUGCUCUUUCAUUGGCAUAUAUUGCAAGCGGCCAAAUCGAUGCGUAUAGUAUUCAGUUCCUGAAACCCUGGGACAUCGCAGCGGGUGCGUUGUUGAUAACGGAAGCGGGAGGAACGGUAACCAGCAUUACCGGUGGGGCGUACGAUAUUAUGAAGCCGGAUAUUAUUGCUGCGUGCAGCGACGCACUGGCUACUACAUUGUUAAAGAUUAUAAGAGAGGUUGAUCUUGAUUUGGCUGAACAAAAGCAAACCUAGUGCCUUCGAACUUCAACUGACAUAACCAUCAUUCCGGCCUACACCGGCCAUAGUAUGCGUAAAAUAAACGAUAACCAGUUUUCAAAUACGUUUCCCUCUCAGUUAUUAAUUCUUUUGAAUUCGAACUGUUAACAAAAUAAAACCUACCGCA